UAAGAGAUACUAUUGUUUGCAUUUAAUAGAUAAGACUGCUCAGCGAACUCCAAACGUGCGAAUUUAAGUACAAGUGACGGAUUAAUCAGUUUAUGACUUGUCAGUGAAGUGAACAAAUCGUGGAAAAUGCCAAGUUUGAACAAUUUGAAGGACAUAUCUCCUGUGAUUCCGAAAGUCGGUGCUAUCGGUGAAAGUUCCUUGCUUCAGAGGAGAGCUAACUCCAAAGAGGAAUUGGAUUACUCCUAUCACAAGUAUGACAGUUACGAUGACGUUUCUUUGGGACCUAGUAGUCCACAGCUGCCACCUAAACCAUUUUUCUUGGAGAAACCCAAAAGGCUUACCAACAUGUCGAGGGACAACAUGAUAUGUUCCAAAUGUGGAGAUGGUUUUGAACCCGAAGAAAAAAUCGUCAAUUCUACGGGCCAGUUGUGGCAUCAGCAUUGUUUUGUGUGCGCCCAGUGCUUCCGUCAGUUUGCAGAUGGCGUCUUUUACGAAUUCGAUGGUCGCAAAUACUGUGAGCAUGACUUCCAAGUGCUCUUUGCGCCGUGCUGCAACCAAUGUGGAGAGUUUAUAAUUGGGAGGGUCAUCAAAGCCAUGAAUGCCAGCUGGCAUCCAAAAUGCUUCAAGUGCGAAAUGUGCUCCUUGGAGCUGGCUGAUACAGGUUUCAUCAAAAAUGGAGGCAGAGCCUUAUGUCACGAAUGUAAUGCUAAGGUUAAGGCUGGAGCAUUAGGCAAAUAUAUAUGCAAUAAGUGCCAUGCUAUUAUCGAUGAUCAACCCUUGAAGUUUAGGGGUGAGGUGUACCAUGCAUAUCACUUCAAUUGUUCUGCAUGUGGUGUUGAGCUGGACAGCAGCGCUAGAGAGGUUAGAAACAGAUCUGGAUUUGCUAAGAACGAAAUGAACGAGCUUUAUUGCUUGAGAUGCCACGACAAGAUGGGUAUUCCAAUCUGCGGAGCAUGCAGAAGACCUAUCGAAGAACGUGUUGUUACUGCUCUUGGAAAACAUUGGCAUGUUGAGCAUUUUGUUUGUGCUAAAUGCGAGAAACCGUUCUUUGGACAUCGUCAUUAUGAGAAGAAAGGUUUGGCUUAUUGUGAAACUCACUACCAUCAACUGUUUGGGAAUUUGUGCCAUGUAUGUAAUCAGGUUAUCGCUGGAGAUGUGUUUACUGCCAUGAACAAGGCCUGGUGCGUCCACCACUUCGCCUGUUCGGUGUGCGAUCAGAAAAUGAACCAAAAGACGAAAUUCUACGAAUACGAUUUGAAGCCAGUAUGCAAGAGAUGCUACGAGAAGUUCCCAACUGAGUUACGAAAGCGUUUAAGAAGACAACAUGAAGCUACCCCAAGAAAACCCGGUACACCCGUACCAACUUAAACAGGUUUUUGCAGUUUGAUUGACAGGGGAUACACAAAAAAGUUUCAUAAAAAUUAAAAUUGUUUUUACAGAAUAGUUCAAUUAUAUUUUCGCGGUUUCACAAAAUUUGGUAGACCCAUAGACAUAAUAAAAAUAGACUAGGCGUCGUGUGGAAUAGAGGAAAUUCCACCCAAUAAGGUCCAAAAUUAAAGAAAAAAAUUGUUGAAACAUAAAAAUAUAUUAGCUGACAUGAAGCUUAAACCAUAGACAGACAAAUUCAACCUAAUAAACCCUUUAGAUAGGAAAAUUAAUAAAACUUAAUGCAUAUAAGUUAUUAUUUAUGUCUUUUAUAUAGUUUCGUGUCUUUUGGUUGGUAUUUCAUUGAUUUCCCCCCACCCCUCAAGGCAAAUGUCUAGGUAUGCCAAGAAUCGUGGAGCAAAUUAGUGUAACGCGGAUCACUCAUUCACUCGAUCAGUGGUCUAUCUCUCUUUAGCAGCGCUUGCGCAUUACACAUAUGCCACUGUCACUGUACUGUGUGUUAAGUAUAACAUAACCUUUUGACUGCCUUCCGUUUAACUCAACAAUAAACUUAUAUAUAGAUAUAAUAAAUGCACCUGCCACCUUCAGCGUUCUAUUAUUCCCAUCUAUAUUGGUUUGGAAGAUCACGCGCUUAUGACAAAGAUAGCUAGACCACUUAAUCCUAAUACUAUCGUUUCACCUCUGUUCACAGAGGACUCAUACCUUACUUAGUCUAUUCUUAUUAUGUCUAAGAGUAGACCUCAUAAUAUAUGUGCUAUUUAAACAUUUGGACGGCCUCAGUGCAAAAGGUAACAAGUCAUUUUUCGGAUUUUUUUUAUCAUGUGAUAUUCAUUGUUUUACCAAUGUCUAGCUCUGUGCAAAAAGAAACAAGUCCACUACUACUGAAAGGCUACAUUUUUUUACGUGUAGAAUGUAACAAGUUAAAUAUGAAUAAUUUAAUUUGUGCAAAAGGAAAUAAGUGGACUUGUUACCUUCAGGAAAGUAUUUGAAUUUAUCACCAUAAUCACUGCCUGGUUGACUUGUUUCCAAUCAGUAAAAGUACAUAAAGUCAUUUUAUAAUAAAUUUAGUAUUGUUGUGCCUUAAAGUGGCUGAAAAAAAGAAAUAGUGUCUGAGUAAGUCUGUGUCAAUGGUAACGAGUAAGGAAAAUAUUGUGCAUUUUGUAACAAGUCGAAAAAUUUAAUUAAAUUAAAAGUCCAACUAUAAAAUUUUUUAAAGUUCAAUAAAAACCACUAUUUUGUAUUGUUUUCUGAAAAAAUUUAUUCGAAAAAACCCAAGAACCGUUUUUCUCAUUUCCUCAAAACCAGUAAAUUUGACUUGUUACCUUUUGCACUGAGGCCGUCCAUUUUAUUCAGCGAUUUUAAGUAACUUAUUUUAACUGUUCUGUCGUGCGACUAAUAUUAUAGAGUAGUGAGAUAAUAGUAGUGAGAAUUAUAAUGAAUUAAACAGUUUUAAUUUUUGCUUGUUUCGCUUGUAAAGGUGUUUACUAUUAUCAUGUACAUUAUUUUAAAUUUGGGGCGGCGAAAACCAAAGUGGUUUAAGUCACAUGCAUAAAAGUUUGAAAAAAAAAGUAUUAGAAAUCUGGAGCAUGUAAUAUUUCAUGAAAAAGAGAUGUACCUAACCUAAACUAACAGCAGAAAAGUCUGUUAUACAGAGUGUCCCGAAAAUAGUGCGUUCCUUUAAGGUAUGGAUAUAAUACACAAUUUAGAACAAAAAUGUCCUAUAACAUUUUGUUCUAAAGUUAAGAGGAUCGGUACGUAUUUUCGGCUGCAAUGCAAUUCAAAUGGGGAUUCAUUUUUUUCGAAUCCUGAGAAAACUAAUAAGUAUUUUUGAAAAAUUUAAACGCAGAAUGAAAGAUCACGUUAUUAGCGAGGGCCGAAAGUCCCUGAGAACUUCUAUAAUGUUUAUUUUAAUAAGUUACAGGGGUGAAAAACUAAGAGAAAAUUUAGUGUGAUUUUUAAUUUCAAAUAUAUCAUUCAAAAUAAACUUUUUAUUUAUUCUAAGGGACUUUCGGCCCUCGGUAAUAAUUUAGUCUUUCAUUCUGCGUUUAAAUUUUUCAAAAAUAUUUAUUGGUUUUUUCAGGAUUCGAAAAAAAUAAACACAAUGCCGUGGUAAUAUUUUCCAAAUCUAUCUUUGUCUUACAACGCACUCAGCCGAAUAUAAUAUUGUCAGCAUAUAUUGUCAGUCAGACACUGACAAUCAGUGACAAUUUUAAAUAUUUGACAUUACAUCGGGAAUAUGUUGAGUUAUUGAUUAAAUAUUAUUGAAAUAUAGUGUAUUUGAUAAAUAAUUGAUUUAAGACGUGAACUUAAUAAAAAGUUAUUUAUUGUGUAUUAUUUGUGGAAGAUCCAAGCAGAGAAUACAUCAGGAUAAUAUAUUCUGUGAUCCAAGUAUUUUGUUGUUAAAGAUGUUCAAAAUUGUAAGCGUUCCAUAACAAUAUAUUAUUAAGAAAUCACUUUAACACUUUUCCUCUUUUCUCGAUUGAGUAUUAGUCUUUGUUGUACAAAUAAAUUAUUACAAUCACUGAAUACAUAGUUAGUGAAAAAAUUAUCACAUUUAUUAACUGAAUUAAUAAUUUCCAAUUAUAAAAAUAACAGUUAUCCAAGAACAUUCAAAACCCAUCUCUUGAAAUUAAUAAUGACAUUUUCAAGUAGAAUGACAUUCUAGUAAUGUUUACAUAUCCAUACCAGUGUGAAUUUUACUACGCGUAAUUUGCCGUGUAAAGACAGAAAAAGUAGGGAUACAUGUAAAAUAUUUGCGAAUUAUGUAUCCAUAGCCUUAACCGUUUCCAAGAAAAAAAUUACGUUGUUCUCUAUAUAAGUGAAUUUUUAUUUUCAUAAAUUUGAAUGACAUGGCAACAACGUAGCCUAGAAGAACUUGCUGUGACUGUGGAAAUUUAGCCUAAUAACCCCUUGUUUAUUUACUUUUGAGGUGUGAUUUUUGGGGUUGUUGACAUCGUAGGUACCUACCUGCAAAAUAAUGGAUAUGGGUUUGGUUGAUAUUUACAUUAUUUUACCUACCAGAUGCAACUGACCUACAAACCUACUUUUUUAAUCUUUAGAUUUUUGAGUUGCGCGUUGUUGCCAGACUUCAAUUUGCAUAUCAAAAUGUAUUUUCGUUUAAGAAAUUUGUUUAAAAAAUGUUAUAAGACUUUUUUGCUCUACAUUGUGCUUUCUACCUAUACCUUUAAAGAAGCACUAUUUUCGGGGACACCCUAUAUAGUGUUCUGGUAUUGGAAACAAAUAAAUGCAAAAAAACAACGAACAGAAAUGAAUGACCACACCUAAGGAGGCUUUUACAUCGGAAGAUGGAUGGAAUAGCUGUUGAUGAUGAUAGUGUUCUAGUUUCAUAAUAGGUUGAUGCCUAUUUUAUCUUCAAAUUCUUAUUGGAGGAUGACCAGGUCUCCAUCUCUUUCUUGCCUUUCCUGUACUUCUUCAGCCAUUCUACUUAUACACUUGCAUUACUUUAGUUGAAAAUUCGUUAAUGCUGCCAUCUAGAAGAAAUACGCCAAAACUGGAACUUGUGCUUUAAGAACUUCUCAGUGGUAGAAUUUCCGCAUUGUUUGUAAAAAUUCACCACUUUAGCUUUCGUCGCCUUAUUCACCACUGCCAUAACUAGUUUAUUAAUCUAUUUUUAAUUAAUUAAAUUAACUAAGAGCCUCAUAUUAUAUUCUUUAUUAAUACUUGGUUGAAAUCAUAUGGAAAACGAUUGUUAACUUUUUGUUAUCCUUUAUUAACACUUCAGCAUGUUUAAAACAAAAUAAACUACUGAAACAUCAAGAUUUUAUGCUAUUGGCAUUGUGUAGGUUUUAAAAACAUGUAAAUUUUUAACUUUUUUAAAAUAUAACUUCCAUAUUAUUCCAACUUAUCUAAACACACUGUAUAAUUUGUUUUAUGACUUAUUUGCUCUUCUGUACAUAGUGUUAAAACAGAUAUUUAAUUUUUAUUUAAUGUUUUUUUACUUUAUAUUAUUAAAAACAAUCUUCUAAAGAGAUUGAAUGAAUUGUAUGUACAAUCAUUAAGUUAGGUUUCUUUUUUAACAGUGCCAAAUGCCAAACUUUUGUCUAAAUUUCAGAUUGACUCCAAGCUGAGAAAAUAAAAGAUCUUGUUUUUUAUCCAACGUUGUCUAUUUUUUAAAUAUAACAUAUUCUUAAAAUAAAAAUUGACAGAUAUCUAAUUCCAAGGUGUAUGUAAGUGAAUAAGUUGAGUUAAGGUAUGUUAGAUUGUUUUUUGAUUAGAUUUGAUACGAUUAAGAGAUCUGUGUAUAUGAUCAGCAAUUUCCUAUUUUUUAUGAUUUUUUCUUUGUAAUAUUGUAAUAAUAAUUAUAAAUAUAACACGUAUUUUCUACAGUUUAAUAUAUUACUAAACUGAGAUAGUUCUUUUGACAAAAGUUUGGUAUCCGAACACUGAAGAGUUUGAUUAACUUUUAGUCUUAGCAUCUAAAAUAUUUUAACGCCUAUCAGUAUCUUUUUAAGUGCUUCUGUGAACAUACGAGCCCAAACGCAUAUGAAUAGGACCAUAACCAAUAUGCAAAAGAACCGAACGCACCAAAUUUAGUCACUCUUAGUUUGUCGCCACAAUGCCACCCGACAUCACAUAAUUAGUUACAGUACAGUUUCGUAGUAAAAAUCCCACGUUUGUGGGUAAGUUUAAUUUUUUGCAGUCAUUUAAAGAUGAUAUAAAGAAAAAAUUUUCUUUUCUUCCCAGGGCAUAUUGGUUUUAUUCCAAUUCAAUGCGUCUGGGCUCGUAUACUCGUAUUAUAUUUAAGUAAAUUGCUAUGAGCAAUAGUAUCAGUGCCCCAGUGUUGAGAUGAGCCAAUGUAUACACAUCGACUAAUAGAAAUAUAUUAAAUGUCAAUGUGUAACAUUAUACUAGUUUUAAAUAUUUAUUUAGUGGGCUGUAUCUAAUAUUUGUCUGUUUUAACGUUUUUUAUAGUCCUGGCGUAUAGUAUGUUUAUAUUAGAAGUUUGAGGAUGUGAUAUCCUCAUUCAUAGUCAAAUUGGGUGAGUAGUAAUUCACGAAAAAUCUUCUUGAACUACUCGUACAUUUUUAAAACGAAACACUUUUCGAAAUAAUCUAAAAUCCCGGGCAGAUUUGAACUCUAUAUUAAUUAGUGUAUAGUAAGCUUACAAAAGUGUUUGGAAAUUUUUCUCUCUAUAUAACACGAAUGCCACAUUUUUUCGAUUCAAGGGCAUUUGGCUGUCGACCAAGGAGUUGACUGUUAGGCGUUGUAUUGUGAUAAAAAUUGCAAAGAAAUACAAAAUCACACUACAUUAAUAUACAUUAAAAGGAAAAAGAUAAGUUCAUAGUUAACUUAUUAACAUAAAACUUAUAAAACCUAUACAGAAGUAAAAACUUCAAAUUGUAUUUUGGUAUAAAAUAGUUUAUUUAAAACUUCUAAAAGUCAUCCACAUGGAUUGCAAAACGUUUUCGUUCUGAACAGAACAUCUUCAGUGCCUGGAAUGAAGUAUUUCCACGUUAGAUUAAGGCAAAAAGGUUAAAAUUGUGACUGUUAAUGAGAAAAUUAUGUGGAGAAUACUUACAUUCCGCAAAGUAGUUGUAACUAGCACACCAAUGAAGGUGGUAACUUCAAAAUAUAUGGCUUACAUUGUACCUUAUGAUAAAAUAUUAUGACUACAAGUCGAUGUUACUAGAUUAAAAUAUGUAUGUGCCUAAAGAGCAACAUGCUUCCCUGCUCGAAAAAACUAGGUACUUGCCAUUUGAAUUAGCACAGACCAACUGAUGUAAAAUGAAAAGGAAUGACAAAGAGUGACAUGAUAAGACAAGGUAAAGUCAAUUUUUGGUUACGAACUUCAAAAAGUGUAGUUUUAAUUUUUUGGAUUUUAAUAAAAUGUAAAGGUAGGUAAAAGCUGAUUGAAAAUAUAAUUAAAAAUGUUUAGAAAAUAAGUUGAGAAUCUAUUGUAAAGUCUAAAUAGCAACUCUCUAAUCCAGAAAAAACUUUAGGUUUGUUGGAAAUAAGAUCGGUAUAAGUCAUGGUUAGAAGCUUGACGUCAUCGAUUGUUAAAUUUAAAGGUGAAAGUUUAAUUUGGUGUAAUAGAAUGAGAUUUAUACUAUAUGUAAACAAUAAAUGACCUGAAGUGGAGAGAUUGGAUGGUAAAUAAAGCGGAUUUUAAUGUAAAUGUUAUAGAUAUAUGUAAUGUUGGUUGCCUAACAUGGUGAGGAAUGUUUAAAUUUGGCUGUAUACUGUUGUAAUGAUGAUUCUGUCUGUUAAAAUUGUAAAGGAAAUUAUGGAAAAAAUUAAAGUUAAAAUAACUAAAAGAAUACAGAUCAAGAGUAGAUUACAAUAUUAAAGAAAUAAUUGUAAACAAUGGAAUUAAUAAAAUAAUAAUGGAUUAGUAACGAAAAGGAAAAUAAAAUAUGUGACGGCCAAAUCUAAUUACACUUUAUGUUGUUUAGGAUGGGAUAAAAUCGUUCAAGAAGAAAUACCAUGAAGGCUUCCAGCAGCAGUGGUUAAAGUGUGGGUGAAUAAUGUAAUGAUAUCUAAUAAUAUAGGAUAAUUAUGUGUUAGUGUCAAUAUGUAAUGGAGAAUCUAGAAUGCUGAGUAUCUGAGAUAGCGAACUAUGAGUUUGAUGUGGUAUAUGGUAGGGGAGUGAACAAACCGAACCAAGUUUGAUGUAAUGUUAGUGCAAGUUUAUAAUCUUAAAUGACAGAGAUGUUAACCAGAAUUAAGAAUGAUGUAAAAGAACUAAUAUGAAAUUAAAUUAAAAUAGCUGAGUAAUGUGGGUUGCCUGAUAUGUAGAUGGAAAAAAAGAAAAAAUGAACAGACUGAAUUUAAGCUAAUGGAUUUAUGUUUGCAGUACCCUAUUGUUUAGUAUAGUCUAAUAAAAUUAUUUUGAAAGAGAAAAAGGUAACAUCAAAAUAAAAAAGUUAGUAAAAUGUGUAGCAGACCAAAGGAGUUGACUAAAGUUAUUGAAUGAGAUGAAUGAAGCGAAGGUGACAUAACAGGCAACAAAACAAAGUGAUUAUGUGGUAAGAGAGAGAACAUUCCAAGGAGAGACAAGUAAACCAGAUCAAGAUUUAAGGGCUAUUAUCAGUAAGAGAAUGAGAGUCUAAAUAAAUUAAGAUAAAAAUUUGUGAUAUAAGAGCUGUAGGACCCGAAAUGACAGAAACAUGAGGUAAGACAAGAAAAAACACACAACUAUAGGAAUAGAAAAUAAAUGUAAAAGAAGAUGGGAAAUAAAAGAAAGAGGAAAGUAAGAAAAUGGAAAGGAGGAAAAGAAAAGAAGGAAAAGAAGAGAAGAAAGAGGAAAAGAAAAACAGAAAAGAAGAAUCGAAACUAUGGUAGGAAUCGGAUAAAGUAGGAGAAAAGAGUGAAGGUAAAGAGAAGGUGCAAGUCUAGAUGUGUGUUAAUGGGUGAUUAGUAAGGAAAUAGAAGAAUGUUAGAAACUAGUGGGGCGUUGGGAAAGAGGGAACAAGGUUCCUUCCCUUUAAUUAAAACUACACUUUUUGAAGUUCGUAACCAAAAAUUGACUUUACCUUGUCUUAUCAUGUCACUCUUUGUCAUUCCUUUUCAUUUUACAUCAGUUGGUCUGUGCUAAUUCAAAUGGCAAGUACCUAGUUUUUUCGAGCAGGGAAGCAUGUUGCUCUUUAGGCACAUACAUAUUUUAAUCUAGUAACAUCGACUUGUAGUCAUAAUAUUUUAUCAUAAGGUACAAUGUAAGCCAUAUAUUUUGAAGUUACCACCUUCAUUGGUGUGCUAGUUACAACUACUUUGCGGAAUGUAAGUAUUCUCCACAUAAUUUUCUCAUUAACAGUCACAAUUUUAACCUUUUUGCCUUAAUCUAACGUGGAAAUACUUCAUUCCAGGCACUGAAGAUGUUCUGUUCAGAACGAAAACGUUUUGCAAUCCAUGUGGAUGACUUUUAGAAGUUUUAAAUAAACUAUUUUAUACCAAAAUACAAUUUGAAGUUUUUACUUCUGUAUAGGUUUUUUAAACUAUGGUAUACAGCCAACUAUUGGGAUUUUUCCAUUGAUUUUAUAAAACUUAUCUUUCAAAAACAAUGAAACAGCCACAACAAAAUACAGAGUAUUCAACCAAUAUUAUACAACCUAAGAGAAGAUAAUGAUAGUGACAGCAGAAAACGACAACAUAGUCAAUAGGGAUCUCUUCCUUAGCUCGUCUUCUAGUACGCCUUGGUCUUACUAUCUAGACUAGGUAUUUAUAUCAAUGUAAUAGAAUAGGUGCCUUGAAAAUAUGUAAUAUCGUGUAUUUAACGCUAAUAAUUAAGGAGCAAAUAUUUCAAAGAUUAAGACAUCAAUGUAACGAUAUUUUAUACCGGAAGUAGAGUAAAAAGUCAUUUAAAAUUUUAUUUACUUCAUGGUCAUGCCAUCCUAGUAGUAUUCAUGGGACUCUAGGCAUGACCACUUACCAAAAUCAUCAUCAAUGGCGUUACAUUGUAUGUCUUCACUCUCAAUCUUCAAUCUCACUUCUUAAUCAUCAUCAACUCUUCGUGUGUCUUUGCGUCGUUUACUAUUUCCUUCCACGUUUGUCUGUCCUAUGUCAUUACUUCCCCUUGUCUCACUCCCAUUUUCUCCAGAUCCUGCAAAACUUUUUGCAUAAUUUAUAAAAAUUAUUAGUAAUUUUCUUAUCACAAAAUAUAAUAAUCUUGUCUUCAGUUGGUUGAAGUAUAUUUUUAAAAUAAGUUUUUGAGAAUGGAUAACGACAGAACACCUAGUAGAACGCUUAGCGGAACUAUGGUCGGACGUCGGCCAGUAGGAACACCAAGGAAAAGGUGGAUAGGGAUAGCCGAAGUGAGAACCAAUGCUAAAGAGAUAUUGAGGGUGGACAACUAGAGGAGAGCAGACAGAGACUUAGAGACGGAUGGUGGGGGAGGCCAGGGCCCGACUUGGGCUGUAGCGCUAUAGGAGAGAGAGGUAAUUUUUAAAAUAAGAAAAUCUACGGUUUCGUUUUGAUUUAAAUCUGUCUCCCUCCAUCCCCCGAUAGUACUAUUUCUAGGUCUACCUGUUGUCAAGGAGGUUCUGAGGAAGACAAAUUUACACCAUCACGACCGUAGUUUCUCGAUAUAAAUUAAAACAAUUUAUAUCGCAGUAUGGUUAGAACACCCUCUAACGGGGAAUAAGUGAAUGGAUUUCGAUAAUUUUUCUUUUAAAUAUUUGCUUCAUACAUUAAGUGCCUUCCAGAUAUGCAACCGAUUAGAUCUGAGCAUGUGUUGUAUGUAGAAAUAAAAAGAUAUAUAUUUUGUAGAUAUUUUAAUAUACAUGGUUAGGAUAAAGUAUCGAAUAUAUCGAAAAUACAUUGAUAGGUUUACAUAUUGUGAGAAUGGGAACUUUUGCGAGUUUAUUGAACAUUUAAAGUUAUUUUUUUAAUAAUUACUACAUAUUCUCAUUGGUCAUGGUCUUGGGAAAUAAAUGUGCCUAUUGUUUAGUUGUAGUGAUUUGUUUCUCAUCUUGACAAAUUUCUUUUGCCAAACUUGGUGCAUAUAUCUGAAUUAGAAAUAGCAAGUUUUUUUAAAUAAAUAAUAUGCAAAAAUAUACAGGGUAUCCCAAUUAAAUUAAGUAAGUUGAGGGUAUUUUCGGUGAAACCGGAAGUAGAGUAGUAACAAAAAAUAUGGCGUCAGAUGCGUUAUGUAUCAUUGUACUUUUAAGCGGCUUUUUUGUUUCGAAGAUAUUUAGUUUGUUCCAUACUUUAUCCCAGCCCUGUGUAUGAAUCAUGUGCCUAUAAUAUACACAUGUCAACUUACAUAUUGUAGUUGUAUUUUCGUAGUAAUAAUUAUUCUAACGAGUUCAUUUACAAUAUUAAAUCGCUUUCCUAACAUUUGCCAAUGAUAGUUUUAAGGUUUUAAUUGUAUUUAGCGUCAUUUUAAUAUUGUAUAAAUCUUCCAUUUAUUUAUAAUAAUUUUCUUAGAAAAUGAAAUAUUUGGUGCUUAAUUAAAAAUAAAUUUAACUUCCUAACUUAUUUUUUAUAGUAUUUAAAAAUAAAUAACAAACUAAA
Molecule: messenger RNA, 11355 nt
Organism: Diabrotica virgifera virgifera (western corn rootworm)
Lineage: Eukaryota; Metazoa; Arthropoda; Insecta; Coleoptera; Chrysomelidae
Gene: stck
Product: LIM and senescent cell antigen-like-containing domain protein 1
Exons: 8
Coding region: 127-1368 (413 amino acids)
Biological process (GO): positive regulation of substrate adhesion-dependent cell spreading; cell-cell junction organization; positive regulation of integrin-mediated signaling pathway
Cellular component (GO): cytoplasm; focal adhesion; cell-cell junction
Source: RefSeq, a predicted model, not a curated record